AUGUAUUGUGCGGCAGCCUUCUUUUUCGCUACACAGCUUCUCAGUCCAGUCAUCGGGGCACAAAAUGCUGCCACAACCAACUUUACUUGUCAACCAGGCCAGCCUUGCUGGUCUACGAUCGCACAGUGGCAGGCCUUCAACCAGACUAUAGCAGGGCGUCUGAAGAUUACAACAAUGCUUGCCAGCCCCUGCUUCCCAAGCUCCCCAAACUUCAACGACACCGAGUGCGCCGAUAUUCGCCAAAAUUAUACCAGUGCUCAAUUUCGGGGGACUGUAUAUGGCGCCAUGGACAUAACUCAAUGGGAAGCCUGUGGUUCGGCGAAUUGCUAUCCUGGCUUUCUUCAGCCUCAGAGGCCGACGUGUGCGCUGGGAAGACUGUCUGCACUUUAUGUCGAUGCCGAAGAGCCUGCGGAUGUCACGGCCACUCUCGGAUUCGUGAGACGUCAUGGGAUCCGUCUCGUUGUGAAGAACACUGGCCACGAUGUUCUAGGACGCAGUGCUGCUGCCAAUACUUUGGCUCUUCGUGUCUAUAAUCUCAAAAACAUGUCGUUUCAUUCUUCUUUUACUGCCCGCAACUGCUCUACCUCCAACAGACAAAACGUGGGUGUAAUCGGAGCUGGUGUCAGUGCAGAAGACGCUGUUGCAUUCUUUAGCAAGCAAGGCAUGAUGGUCACGGUUGGUGGGUGUCCUUCUGUUGGCAUUGCUGGAGGGUUUGGCCAAGGCGGCGGCCAUGGCCCUCUUGCUCCCAGUGUCGGGCUGAUGGCUGAUCAAGCAAUCGAGUUUGAUGUCGUUACCAUGGACGGAGUAUUCCGUACAAUUAACAAAUGCAACGCCCCUGAUCUAUUUUGGGCAAUGCGUGGCGGCGGAGGGCAAUCAUACGCAAUUCUGAUCAACUACAAGUUUCAGCUACACCCUCAAGUGGCAUGGGCAAACUGGCGAUUGGAGGCCACUCUCACUCCUCCCACGGAUAACAUAACCCAGAAUACGCUCCUGCGCGACAUCCUUACAACUUUAGCCGAUCAACAGAUUACAUGGUCUGAGAAUCGUAUCGCUGGCUAUAAUGGUAUUUCUCCAACAUCGCUCUCGAUGAUGGAAAUGCUACCAGGCGGUGAGAAGCCGUUACAAACACUGCAAUCGAACGCCUUCUAUAUCGACAACUUCGAGUCGCCGAGAAAAGUGAACUCAUUGGUUACCAGCACCCUGAAGGCCAUGCAAAAGGUGGUUGACCAGCUUGGAGCGCAACUGGCACCACAGGAGACAACUGCAUGGUCUCCAGAUACACCGGAUGCAAUUGCUAUGCAAAUCACCGCAGCAGCCCGAGCGGCCUUGGAUAUUAUCAAGGAGCCUCUUGCUGUUCAGGCUGCAUACCUGAACGAGGCUGAUCCUGAGGAGCCGGAUUGGCAACAUAUUUUCUUCGGAAAGCACUAUUCCAAGUUGCUUCAAAUAAAGCGAAAGUGGGAUCCAGACACUUUACUUAACUGCAAAAAGUGUGUAGGCUAUCUUGGACCUCGAGAUCCAAUGUAUUCUUGCGAUGGAGAUGCUCCGAAUCCCUCGGUCCCAUAUCCAUUCACAUGA
Molecule: messenger RNA, 1575 nt
Organism: Trichoderma breve
Lineage: Eukaryota; Fungi; Ascomycota; Sordariomycetes; Hypocreales; Hypocreaceae
Product: FAD binding domain-containing protein
Exons: 5
Coding region: 1-1575 (524 amino acids)
Molecular function (GO): oxidoreductase activity; FAD binding
Source: RefSeq, a predicted model, not a curated record